CAGACUCAAACGUUUUGGAGAACGCGAGUAAAUAAUUUACGGACAGCCGUGUCGAGACCUUUAAAUAGACGCACAAAAGCAGCUCCUCAAGGCGUUCCGUUUGCAAAAGAAGUUUUGGCGCGAGUGUGCGGUGUGGAAGGAUACGGGGGGUUUGACGGCGGUAUAAAUUGGAAGCGCUUCAGCGUCACACCCACCCGUACUCCCAAUGCAGAGAGCUGCAGUCUGCUGCUGGUAAUUGCUACUUUGGGAUUCGUUAGUGGAAAAAAAAAAAAGACGUGGAAAAAAUUAAGCACUCGCUUUUAGAGUCGCGUCUUUUUAGCUGAAAGCUGUUUCUUGUUUCCUGCUUGCCAGUGUUGCAAAAAGUGUUUUGCUUGACUCGCCAGCAUGCCUCAAAGCUUUUCCCCUUGUCGGGAAUGGGACUACGAAGCCGAGCCUCUUCUUUUCGACGAGGAGUUUUGCCAGAACUUGAUGAAAGACCUGGAGAUGAUCCCCACGCCCCCGCAGUCCCCUCCCACCAAGCCGGGCUUCGCUGAAUCCCUCUCCAGCCUCUUCCCGUCCAACCUGGACCAGCUGGAGUUUGUGUCCGAGAUGCUUUUCGAAGAUCAGGACUUUAUUCACCAGGAUUUCUACUGGGGCAGCGACUUCAACAGCAGCAGCAGCAGUAGCCUCAGCCAGGGCAGCAGCGGCACCAGUAAAAACCAGCAGCCAGUGGUUUUGGCUGAUUGCCUGUGGAGCAGCGACGCUGGGAAGAGCGCGCACGAGAAGCUGUCCGCUGGCCUGUCCAGCAGCCCGCUGCUCUCCGAUAUAGACACAAACAUUUUCCAGGACAUUGCUGCCACUACUUUGGAUUGUCACAACGCCACCCUGGACUGCCAGCAGCUGGGCACAGAGCUGCAGGACAACUUGGAGCAGAGUUCAUCCGAGUACGACAGCUCCCUCUCCACUGGGAGCGUGUCAAGCAGCGACUCUGAAGAGGAAGAAAUCGAUGUCGUCACAGUAGAGAAGUGGAAGUCUUCCAAGAGGAGGGUGUGCGCGGCGCAGUCCAGGAGAUCAGAAACCAGGUUCCAGACUCGUGCCGCCAUGAAGAGGUGUCACCUGGAGAUCCAGCUCCAGCACAACUACGCAGCGCCCUGCCCCUCCCUCAAGAAAGCAGAGCAAACGCAUCACAAGCGCAGCAAGCGAGACCACUCCCCCAAACACUGCUUCAGGAGCUCCAGCUCUGCCAAGCCUUCCUCGGACAUGGAGGAGGAGGAGAGGCGGAGGACACACAACGUCAUGGAGAGGCAGAGGAGGAACGAGCUGAAGAACUGCUUCGUCAGGCUGCGGGACAACGUCCCCGAACUGUCCAACAACGACAAAGCCUCCAAGGUGGUCAUCCUCAAAAAGGCCAGCGAGUGCAUCAGGGGGCUGGAGGACGAGAAACAGAAACUCGCAUCCAAGAAAGACAGGCUGAGAAGCCAGCAGGAACAUCUGAAAAGCAGGCUGGAACAGUUGAGACGAGGAAAGUGAACAGUGGGCUGAACAUGAUGCCACGGGAUCCUGGCAUGGAGACAGAACUUGACAUUUCAUUCACCCUCGCCGUUCUGUUAAACGCGAGAUCCUGUGAAUACCUGUGCCACUGUUGGCAACUGUUCACGUUCCUUACAUGUGUAUGGGGGCCUCCACAUCAUAACUUGUGUAGGAUGAUGUAUGUACACCUUGUUUUAUAAGGAGAACAUAAGUGUACAAGUUAGGCAAUUGUACAUAUAGGUUGCUAAUGUUAAGACAUCUUAAAGGGUUAGCCAUCAUUUUGAUUGCCUGCGUUUUGUUUUUUGUAAAUGUAUACAGAUCCAUAUUACUCGUUUUAGAGUACAAGUUGCCAUUAGUAAUUGAUUGAUGGCUGCAUGUCAGUUGACUGGCUGAUGUAUCUCUUAGACAGCAUGUUUUCACUUGUGCCUUUUUAAAAGCUUCUAAUUCAGUUUUGUUGCUGGUUUGUAGUUUUUCUAUUAAACUGUUCUGCAUGUUUUUGUUUGUUUGUUUUGGGCUGGAACCCAAGUUUAAAGGUUUGAUGCCAGAUUUUGCUAGUCAUGCAUUGCUUUUUGAAGCUUUUACCUGAUUUGAGGUACGGUUUCACAUGCAAUUGUGUGUUUAGUGAUUUGAAAUUGUCAGGUUCUUUAACAGAGUUCUCUUUCCAUAUUCAAGGAUCCUCUUCUCUUGUGUGUGUGUUUUUACCCAAUUGGUAUUAAAAUAGCCCAUAUUAUAUAGCUGUCAGUCCUGUCUAGCUAGGUAUAUUAAUGACGCCUGUAAAUACACUGUCUUACCUAAAGUGCAUAUUCAGACCUGUUUUGAUCAAACUGUAAUGUCACAUUUUUUUUGUUGUCUACCUCAACCAACAAGCAUACUUGGAUAUGGAAAGUGCCAUUUUUCUUUUUUACUGCCUUUUGAAAUAAAUUUAACAAGAAUAUUUGCAUUUCAGACUUGUUUAUAUUUUGUAUAAAGCUGUUCUUAUAAAAAAUCGAUCUGGAUAAUUUAUUUUUUGUUCUCCAUGGACUGUUUUAUCUGUAAACAACCAUGCAAAUUAAAUUAUUUUACAGUGAA
Messenger RNA from Acipenser ruthenus (sterlet), 2577 nucleotides. RefSeq names its product transcriptional regulator Myc-B-like. Lineage: Eukaryota; Metazoa; Chordata; Actinopteri; Acipenseriformes; Acipenseridae. The transcript is spliced from 3 exons. Gene Ontology annotation, molecular function: DNA-binding transcription factor activity, RNA polymerase II-specific; protein dimerization activity; RNA polymerase II cis-regulatory region sequence-specific DNA binding. Bases 385 to 1509 code for a protein of 374 amino acids. Gene Ontology annotation, biological process: positive regulation of cell population proliferation; regulation of transcription by RNA polymerase II. The record is from RefSeq and is a predicted model, not a curated record.